Messenger RNA from Phytophthora megakarya, 900 nucleotides. The record is from the annotation of a GenBank genome assembly. NCBI's taxonomy places the organism in Eukaryota, Oomycota, Peronosporomycetes, Peronosporales, Peronosporaceae.
AUGGAGGUCAGAGUCAACGUCCAAGUGACCUCGUUCCAGACCCUGUCCCAAACGCGUCUGAGACAACAGGUUGCCCAAGUGGAUGACCCGAGCCGUCCACUUGACUAUCGAGACGAAUGUUGGAGACGGAUUAAAGUCCAUCAGGAUGAGGAUCCAGAGCUAAAAAGGCUCAAGGAUUAUCUGAAAGGUGACCUGUUAAACAAUGCGUGGAAGGAAGACAAGAAAUUCGCGAAGGGUUCAGACCGAUAUGUUCUAGACUCAAGAGACGUCCUUUACCGUUUGGCUGCGCCUACCCCUGAACGUCCUAGGGAUAAGCGUUCUGAACUUCGACUAGUUGUACCGGAAGCCUUGCGACCAGACAUCCUACACCACGCUCACGAAGAUUUCCAGAGUGGCCAUCAAGGCAUCACCAGGACAUAUGAGCGUCUGCGUUCAGAGUUCUUCUGGAUCGGGAUGUUCCAAGACGUCGAAAUGUUUGUCAAGGAAUGCACGGAUUGCGCGUCCGCUAAGGGGCGACCUCCGAAUCCAGGACCCUCUCCCGGGAAUAUUGAACCGACUGGUCCAUUCGAAGUAGUGUCCAUGGAUUUUGUCACACAUCUCCCGAAGUCGGAACGUGGCUACGUUAUGUGUAAACCCAUGAGAAGCACUACCGCCCAAGACUGUGCUGAAGCCUAUGAAGAGGUCGUGUUCAGGAACUAUGGCGCAAGUUCUGAAAUACGACACGACAGAGAUCCCCGGCUCAUGAGUCGGGUAUUCCGUCGUUUCGGUGAGAUGAUGGGUAUCCAACAGAAAGCAACGCUCGCGUAUCGUCCUCAAGUCCAUGGCCAGCAGGAACGGUCGGGUCAGACAAUUAUGCACAGUAUCAGAGCGUAUGUCGAAGGUCCCGACCAAACCGACUAG